UACACAGGUUGGAACGUCUGACUGAAAUACAGGACAACUUAUUUUUCUAAACGAGUGGUGUUUGAAUUUGUUGAUAAAAUGCGGGACAUGAUUGUUUGGUUGAGGGACAAUGGGCCAAAAUUCGGAACUGUCCCAAACAAUCCGGGACAUGUGGUCACCCUACCCCUUAUUUUUCUAUUUGACGUUCAUGUGUGAGUCUUGAACGCGUAUAUCUUUCUAGAACGGCGUUUGCAGGAGUAGUACCAACGGGGAGUGGCCAGCCAGCUGCCCAAAACAACAGCAGAAGAACUCUAGGCAACUGGCAAGUACAGCAGUCAGAGGAACUCAAUUCCUCUAAGCGGCACACCUUCCUUCACAUGCAACUAUAUUUUCUGGAAAAUCAACUAAAUAAUAUAAAGUACCCAAAUGCUUUUUUACAUGACAAACAUUUUUUUUUAACUGACAAAAAUAAUGAAACUCAUCCAGAAUGUUGUCAUCAUAGGUUGAAUGUCAGGGGGCCUGGUGCUCUCUACUAAGUAAUUUCUCCUGUGGCUGCUGCAAAGGAGAACCAGAUGUCAUAAACCAAGAUUGAAGCCUCCCACAUUUUGGGGGAUUUAAUACCUGUACAACCAAUCAGCCAUGGGAGUCUGUCCUGCUGUGUCCAGGUACUUCCGGAGGUGGAAGUAUAUGAUACUGUUGCUGCUCUCUGUCUCUGUUUUGGCUUGGAUCGCCACUUUUGCCGGCGAAACAGUGAAAGCAAUUCAGGAUACACAUAGGUCAGCACAGACACUUGAGGAUAACGCUGAGGUCCUGAGGGGGGGAAUGCAAUACUCAUGGAAAACAGUGACGCAAGUCUUCUCCAAUCCUCUCCCUGACACCCCACCACCAAAAGAAAGCUGUCCUGAGAAAUCACCACUGCUUCGUGGAGCCCUGAAGCUGACAUUCGAGGACUCUCUAACGCUGAAGGAGGUGGAGAGUGAGAACAGUGGAGUGGCUGAGGGCCAAUACCAGCCUCCAGACUGCCUCGCCCAGCAGAGUGUGGCCAUCCUCAUCCCUCACCGUAACCGGGAGAAACACCUCCUCUACCUCCUGCAUCACCUGCACCCCUUUCUUCAGAGGCAGCAGCUGCACUACGGCAUCUACGUCAUCCACCAGGCUGGAGAGGUGACGUUUAAUCGUGCCAAGCUACUUAAUGUGGGGUACUUGGAGGCACUCAAGGACUACGAUUGGGAUUGCUUUGUUUUUCAUGACGUGGAUCUGGUUCCAGAGAACGACUACAACCUAUACAAGUGUGACCAACAGCCCAAACACUUAGUGGUCGGCAGGAACGCUACAGGAUACAAAUUGCGAUACAAAGGGUACUUUGGAGGGGUGACGGCCAUGACGAAGGACCAGUUUCACAAAGUGAACGGAUUUUCAAACACUUACUGGGGAUGGGGUGGGGAGGAUGAUGACCUUCGCAUCAGGGUGGAGCUCCAGAAAAUGAAGAUUAUACGGCCACCCCCUCUUAUAGCACGCUAUACCAUGGUAUUUCAUAAAAGAGAUAGCGGCAACGAAAUUAAUAAAGACCGGAUGCUCUUGUUAGGACGGACACCUCAAGUCUGGAGAACGGAUGGCCUUAACACCUGCUCCUACAGUACUCUCUCAGUUGAGAGGCCACCUCUGUACAUUAAUGUCACAGUGGACAUUGGCAAACCACUGCACUGAGGCUUCAGAGCAUCUGUCUUGAUUUACUGCAUUGAAUACAGUAAUGGUGCUCUGGUAUGUCCAUGCCUACAUGUUAUGUACCUGCCCUAACAAACAGUGGCAGUAGCUGGUAAGCAAAAGUUUUCACUGUAAACCAUUCCAAGCAGGGCACUUAAUAUUGCCAGGUCCUAAUAACAUAAAGUCUGGAUGCCCUUCAGUCAAAACUGGUGAGUAGUUUCUAGGGGUGAGAAUAAAACCACAAUUAAAUUUUGCUCUGCGUUAGAGGUUUGCUGUGACUUGAUUGUUUCAACAAAUAUUUGCAUUCUAAUAGAGCAUGUUGUCAUUUUUUUUUAUUCUAAAGAAUCCUGGAUUUGGUCAUUUCUUAAUCUCUGGUUGUCAAAUAAAAAUGGGAACCAAGAA
Salvelinus sp. IW2-2015 is the source of this 2085-nucleotide messenger RNA. RefSeq names its product beta-1,4-galactosyltransferase 4. Gene Ontology annotation, molecular function: galactosyltransferase activity. The transcript has 7 exons. Gene Ontology annotation, cellular component: Golgi apparatus. The record is from RefSeq and is a predicted model, not a curated record. Gene Ontology annotation, biological process: carbohydrate metabolic process. The coding region runs from base 619 to 1686 and encodes 355 amino acids. Lineage: Eukaryota; Metazoa; Chordata; Actinopteri; Salmoniformes; Salmonidae.